This is a messenger RNA of Entelurus aequoreus (snake pipefish), 1996 nucleotides long. RefSeq names its product zinc finger DHHC-type palmitoyltransferase 16b (gene zdhhc16b). Gene Ontology annotation, cellular component: Golgi apparatus. NCBI's taxonomy places the organism in Eukaryota, Metazoa, Chordata, Actinopteri, Syngnathiformes, Syngnathidae. The transcript has 10 exons. The coding region runs from base 277 to 1386 and encodes 369 amino acids. Gene Ontology annotation, biological process: protein palmitoylation. Gene Ontology annotation, molecular function: palmitoyltransferase activity. The record is from RefSeq and is a predicted model, not a curated record.
AACCAAGAUAUGUAUAUUUAUUUAGAAUCAGAUUCAAUAAAAAAACAAAAAGGUACGCGAUUGUUCAAACGACUAGCUCAAUACCAAACUGAUAUUGAGUGGAGCGUGUGCUUAGCACACGAUCUUUGCAGCACUAGCGGUCUUUCUUACUGAUGUAAGAAUUUGGAGCUCCCCUGGGAUUCUAUGGAACAUGACGUGACUGUGGGGCUGUCACUUUGUCCACUUUUCACUUGACCAGGCAGGGUGUGUAGGCGAGGAAGAGGUGGUGGUGGUGGUAUGCGUGUGGGCAGCAGCUGGAGGUGGCAGCUCUCCCGGGCCAUGAGACUAGCGCUGCGUUGGUGCCGAUUGUGCCCUCCAAAGAGAAGCGGAGGAGUCGUCAGAAGCCCACCAAGGCCCGGCGGUGGGGUUGUGGAGCUGUGGAGAUACAGCAAGCUGCUGCUCAAAUCGCUGUACUUCAACAGCCUCAGCAACUCAGACACUUUACUUGACUGUGUGUUCGAGCCCGUGUACUGGAUCGUGGACAAUGUGACGCGCUGGUUUGGAGUGGUGAGUACUGUGUUUGUCUCUCUGGUCAUCCUGCUGACGACCUCGGUUGUGGUCAUCGUCUAUCUGUUUGUCCUACCCACAAUCCUCAGCACCUAUAUCUUGCCUUGGGUCAUCUGGCACCUCUGCUGUGGCCACUGGCUUCUCAUCAUGGUGGUCUUCCAUUACUACAAAGCCACCAGAACCUCCCCAGGACACCCACCCAAGGACAAUUUCCAUAUUCCCUCUGUGUCUCUUUGUAAGAAAUGUAUCAUUCCGAAACCAGCCAGGACGCACCACUGCAGCAUCUGCAACACGUGUGUUCUGAAGAUGGACCACCACUGCCCUUGGCUUAACAACUGCGUGGGCCAUUACAACCAUCGCUACUUCUUCUCCUUCUGCGUCUACAUGACCCUGGGCUGCAUCUACUGCAGCAUCAGCAGCAAAGACAUGUUCCUGGAGGCGUACAGUGCUGUCGAGAGUUACUAUCAGACAGCCCCCCCGCAGUUCACGUCCACAGAGACGACUGCCCACAAGAGCGUCAUCUUUCUCUGGGUGCUGACCAGCUCUGUGGCGGUGGCCCUGGGAGGGCUGACCCUGUGGCAAGCCGCGCUCAUCACCCGAGGGGAGACCAGCGUGGAGCGCCACAUCAACCGCAAGGAGACCAAAAGACUGAAGGAGCUGGGCAAGGUGUUCAGAAAUCCUUACCAUCAUGGAAAGAUGGAGAAUUGGAAGAUUCUGUUUGGUGUGGAGAAAACCAGCCACUGGUUUACACGCGUUCUCGUACCCUCGAGCCAUCUUCCCAAAGGUGACGGCAUCAUGUGGGACUGCACCUUCACCAGAAGAGACCCUAUGGCCAUCUGAUCCUCUUUACACACUACCACACCAAACACCUCACUAUCAUAUUAAUAUAUAAUUUUUAAGGUGUUGCUGGUCAGCAUUUUUCUCUUUCUCCACAUCUAGAGGUUAAUCUCUUGUUCCCUUUAUGUUGUAUGUUUAAGUUUGCAUUAUAAAAGGUUCUAGAGUGUAUGUUCCAUUAUCACAACCAUGCCCUGGAAGACUUUUUAAGUGUCUUUUUGGACGACCUUUGUGCCUAAUAGGUGACUCCGAUGGCUGUGCUCCUCAAAUAUGGCUUAUUAUUUAAAUAUCCAUUUGUUGUUUUAUUAGGAAAUGUCUUCAACAUCAGCCCAUCAACACUGAGAACAUUUGCACAAGUGGCACUUUGUAGUGAACAACUGGAUGCUGUAAGUCAUAUCGUAGUUAUAUUUGUGUUUGUUUGCUUUGGUGGUGAUAAGUCCUGGUGCCAAAUAAAAGGAAGAGCAAACAAAUGUCAAUGCCAGAGUAGAUUCAAUUCUUGCAAGAGGCAGAUGCCAUAGAAACCUGUAACUGUGAGUGAUAUCAUGCCCAACAAUAUAUGAGCAGUGCUCCGUUAAAUCACUGUCCUUUUUAAUAAAAACAAAUCUUUGAUAUGACU